AUGUCGCUUGUGGACUCGGAGGCUGCCUUCACUCAGAGAUGCCAGGAGGUGAACGCUGUGGCCAUUCAUACGGCGCUGAGUGACAAUGGCGUCACAACCUUUGCUAGUUUGGCUUAUGCGUGUGGCACACCUCAGGAUCGUCCUUCGCAGACCGAGUUGGAUGCAUUCAGUACUCGGAUUCUUGGGGCUGCGCCUCGGUUGGGCGAUGUCUCGCUCCUGAAGCGACUCAUCUUCGAAUCUUGUACCUUUGUGAUCGCACAGUUACGCCAGAAUGUUCAAGGCGAUGCUUCCAAGACGCCCAAGAAACUCCCCCUGGCUGAAAAAGCGGCCCGAGCGGCAGAUCAGAAGCGCCGAUUGGCAGGGGUCCACAUAGAGAGGGACUCCGUUCCAUUUUAUGCAUUGGUGGAUUUAUGCUUCCAUAUGAUCGAGGUCGGAGUGACAUGGAUCAGCCCAGGCCGCUGUACGAGUCGCGAAAGCGAGAUUCAACUCUCGACGCGCGAUCAGACUAAGGUGUUCAAGCUGGAGGAUAACAGCUUGAAAGUCGGGAAUGAGGGUCCUGAUGAUGUGGCCUGCUUCGACUCUCCCAUACGACUACAGUGGUGUCUUCAAAGGCGAGGCCUUGCACUCGAUCAAGCUCGACUUAUGUCUUGGCAGCAACAUGAGAGGUGGGUGCAUUGCCUCCUCCACGCACUCACUCGUGAGUGCCCUUCAGGGUUCCACAAGCCGGAUAUGAACAGGAUUGUGCAAGCGGACAGGGAGGCAUGGCUCAUUCUUGCAUCGGAAGUCUCAAGCCUCAAGGUCACGGCUGCUGGCGAGUUUCCGCUUGGUGUUGCACUCGAGGCCUUGAGAACCGACCCACGAAUUACCAUGUAUCUUAUGCCCACUUGGGGCCGGCAGCCCGAUGUCAAGAUGCCUUUGGAUGUCCCGUCCCCACCAAAGGACGGCGAGGGCUUAUCUCGGUCCGCAAAACGUCGGAAGCGCUUGAAGGCGGCGGGUGCGGCACGGACUGCUACGCCGCCUGGAAAGCCCAAUUCGACCCCCAGAGGGGCACGUGCGAUGCCUGCUGAGUUGAAGGGCACACACCAGAAAACCGAAGACAGAAAAUUCAUUUGUUGGGAUCACAAUUGUGGAGGCUGCAAGCUCAAGACCGAAGGCGAUCCCCCAAACCGGCCACUCCUUCCGCAAUUGCCGUGCUCGCACUUGGAAGGGUGCUGGCAAGGGCAAGACCAAGGAGUUGAGGCUGGACGGAUCACUGGCUCGGACAACGACGGGCUGGGAUACACUUUUUCUCCUGUGAAUGUGACGACACAGGACCUUUCUUCUGCUGAGGUGCUGGCCGCCCAAUGCCUGCGCCUAGGCUUCGCAAGUUUUGCGCAACUACGCGAGCUUAUUACUCGCCUGCCUGCGGACUCUGUGGGGGCGAAUUCAGGACAACCUGUUAUCCCUACGGAUCCCAAAUCUUUUACUUCCGGAGCAUACGUGCACCACGACAAGAACGGGCUUCGAUCCAAUUGUUUUUCCUUCCCAUUUUCGACCCAAUUGCUUGCACGCAUAUUGGAGGCCGAGUUUCCUGCUGUUUGUUUUUCUUCAGUGGGUCUAUUCUUUAACUUGAAGGGGCCGCUUCAUUUCGACCGCAACAAUGACCACAGGCAUGUCAAUCUGCUGCUUCCAGCCUCGCAUUUCUCGGAUGGACAAAUUUGGGUGGAAGGUCGAGGGUCGCACCCCUGUCCUGAUCCUUCUGCCAAACGCCUGGGCUACCUCCUGGAUGUCGCUUCGGGCCCACAGCUGCUGCCCUCUGAGCGUUUACAUGCUACAUGUUCCUGGGCAGGAGACCGCCUGCUUGUGGUUGGUUUCUGUGUUCGUGAUACACAACGACUCAGCGAUCGUGACCGCCACUGGCUGCGGGACUCUGGUUUUCCACUGCCCGACCCUCCCGAGACACCUUCCGCGGUUCACCGCCAGGUCACUUCAACGACUUCUUCGCCUUCCGUGUCUACUGCUGCGACCGUGCCGCCACCUGCUUCUGCUCCAACCUCUACUGUCACCGCCAAGAAACGCCGAGUCGCAUAUCGACCUGCACGGCCGGUGCAUUCCGCUAGAACGCCGUCGCGCUCUGAGAUGCCGACCACGCUGGCGGGCGACACUACCGAGGCAUCCGCUCCAGAGCUCUUUCCACACAACCUGGCUCCACUGGUCAUCGAGAUAUUUGCGGGCACUGCCCGUCUUAGCACUGUGGCUGGGCGAAUGGGCUUUCGAACUUUGGCUGUGGAUCGCUCCUCACAACGAACCAACUUUUCCAUACAGCGGCUCGACCUCACGAUGGACGAGGACUUACAAACCUUGCUCGACAUCAUCAACUUGGAGGCUCGCAACAUUGCUUGGAUCCAUUUGGCACCGCCUUGUGGUACUGCUUCUGCUGCCCGUUCCAGGCCUUUACCUCAGGCUGCGCAUUGUGGCUGCCCAGUGCCCCAACCACUACGAAGCACUACAGAGCCGCAGGGCCUCUCCACACUGACUGGCGCUGACAAGGACCGUGUCUUCGCUGCCAACAAGUUGUACCGUGCCGUCGGGCGCGUCGUGGACCUUGCCCUGCAGCUUGGUCUUUUUGACAGCUAUCAGCUCAUUUUCGAUGCUUGCAUGCACGGCGGGGAUCGGGACAAAACAACAUUGUUCUGGUGCUCCGACCCACGCUUCCAGUCGCUGGCACUACGCUGUUCCCGCGACCACAAGCAUGCGUCCUGGAAGCCUCGUUUUGUGGAUGGACAUUGGCAGUUUCCCACUGCCCAGGAGGCGGCGUACCCUUGGCUUCUUAUCCUGCAUUGGCUUCUACUUCACAGCAACCACGGGCCUGCGAGCAAGUCGCAUUGCAACGACAGCCGAAGUACGCUCGACCUCUGGUUUCUUGCUACCAAGCGCACGACUGCUGGGCUGUACCUGUGCGUUCUGCUGACGCUGCGUUCUGCCGAGCUGCUAGGGGAGGCGGCCAGGAUUUCCCAACCGGAUGCUUCGGACUUCUCUUUGAUCUCAAGUGAGGAUGAGAAUGAAGUGUACAAGGUGGUUGGAAUGGUUUGUGAUGACAACCCUUGUGCUACCCAGGCAGAAAUCCUUACCAUUGGCAUUCCACGUGAACCCGAGGACUUUGUGAAGGCUGCAGUUCGAGCGGGGCACCCUCGCAAUGCGAUACUGGUCAAUCGCCAAGGUCCUGCAAAGGAGAUCGCUGCCAACGUGGUUAUGCCAGCAGAGGAACGCAGAAGAAGAGCCGAUGAGGCUCGUGAUGCCUGGAAGAAUAUUGCCAAGGAGUCGGCUAGUACCAACGACGCGCUUAUGAAACAAAAACCCAAGUACCUGGCGAAGGCGCUGGACAGCAAAAAUGUCAUUGCUUGGAGGCGCAUUCUUGAGAGAAAUGGUUUUCCUGAUAAGAUGCUUUGGGCUGACUUACGUGAUGGCUUCCGCUUGACUGGAUGGAUGAGAGAGACGGGAAUCUUCAAGCCACGCGUCAAGGCACGGGAAUCCUCUCUUGAAAGCUUGUUGGCGCAAUCGUCCUACCGAUCUCCAAUGACUAUGAGCCGAAUAACAAACACGAAGCCAGACGAUACGUCUCAGAAGGCGUGGGCUGAAACUCAGGAGGAGGAGCGCAAGGGCUGGAUCUUCGAGGACACCGAUCCCGACUUCGACAACAUAGUUCUUGCGCAUCGGUUCGGACUGGAGCAGAAAAACAAGGUGAGGGUGAUCGACAAUGGAAAGGACUGCGGCUUGAACAUGGCUUGCGGGCUGCCGGAGAAAUUCACCUUACAUGGGGUCGAUGUUCUGGCGGCCGUCUUCCUUGAGUUGUUGAAUAUGCCUCGCGACCGGAUUGGAGUGUUCGACACCGACAGCAAGAGGACAUGGGACUGGGAUGGUGUGCCUACUUCGAUGAUUUCCCAUUGCUAUCACGAUGGAAUGGAGGAACAAACCGAAGAACUUGCUGACGAAGUGUUCGAGGCUCUUGGAGUUCAGUACGCUAAAGAGCGCAAGAAGGCAACAAAGUUUGAAGCAGUCUUCAAUGCAUUGAGCUUAGCCUUCGAUCUGUCGGGAUUCGAGAAUGGGGUCAUCUCCAUCACACAUACCAGCGAUAGAAAGAAGGAGUUGAUCGACGUCCUCGGGAACAUCUUGCAGACGGGCAGGCUGAGCCCCAAGGAAGCUGAAGUCCUCAGAGGGCGCAUGCAUUGGUACUCUUCCUACUUGUUUGGCCGGGCACCGUGCGAGGCUAUGCACCAGCUGUCUUUGAGGGCCAGGGGAAUAGAUGGUUCGCUGGAACUGGGCGCUGAUCUGGAAUGGGCUGUGAGGACCCUGCUGGAACACGUCAACACCUCGAGACCCCUAGAGUUGAGGCAGACUUCUGGGAGGGAACUCUUCGUCUUCACCGAUGGAUCUUAUGAACCAGGUGCUGAAAUUGUGGCCGGCAUCGGGGGAAUCAUUUACGAUGCCUCUGGUGUCCCGCUGGCUUUCUUCAGCUCGGAGAUCCCCAAGUCUGACUUGGAAAUGUUGGAGGCUGAAUCCGAGCAUCCAAUCUAUGAAGUCGAACUCUACGCAGUGCUUGUGGCGUUCAUGUUAUGGGCGGAUGUGUUGAGGGAUACCCUCAGCACCUUCUACUUAGACAACGAAGCUGCGCAAUCCGCUUUGAUUGCUGGCCGCUCUGGGACUCGGAACGGACGACAGCUUUUACAGCGAGUCUUAUCGCUGGAACACGACAACUUGGCUAGGCCGUGGUUUGGCCGUGUUCCUACUCACUCGAACCCCGCGGAUCCGCCUAGCCGACAGAUCGUGGACCACUUGAUUAGACAAGGUGCAAGGCGGGACAGCGUCGACUUGGGCAAUCUGCUGCUUGACAAAUUUCCGGAUGUGAGCUGA
This is a messenger RNA of Symbiodinium sp. CCMP2592, 4890 nucleotides long. The record is from the annotation of a GenBank genome assembly. NCBI's taxonomy places the organism in Eukaryota, Dinophyceae, Suessiales, Symbiodiniaceae.